AGAAUAUCUGGGAGAAAAAGCUCUCAUUCCUUCAACCCGUAUGGGUAUUGGAAUUGCAUACGAAAGCUCAAAUUAUUUGUUGCGCGCGCACUUUUCCACCCAACCACCCACCAAUACAGAGAGGCACAUGCGAAAUCGCUGCUCACCCAAAACGUCCUCUUCUGCAGUGGAGCAAUGGAGAUUUUUCAACUUGGGUGAAAAGUUGAGUGAAAAACCACUCAUUUAUCCUUCAAAACCUACAUUUCACUGAAAUACUUCCGUGGAAAUUGAAAGUGUUCACAUAAUAGUGAUCAAUUUGGUGUAUUUUGUGGUGUCAUUGGCACAAAAAAAGCGAAGAAUUUGUGAUAACUUUCAUUUGUGAAAAUUUCCUUAGUGUGCGCAUAAUUUCUGCAAUAUCUAGAAAAUUCUUAAGAAAAAGUCCAUUUACGCGAAUACAUAUCCUCAGCAAAACCACAAAAACAUCUUUAAUCAGUCGGAAAAGCUUGGAGAAAGCUAGAAAAUUUACAAAAAUCUGUUCAAUAUCGUCUACAAUGGCAUGCUAACUACAUAAUCCAGGAAAAGUGAAGAGUUCCUGCAUAAAUAUAAUUCUUCAGAAGUAAAAGCUUCCACAUAAAAGCUGUAGAGAUACCAGGAAAAAAGGAGGCUACAAAAAAUUGACGGAAUAUAUAGUUUAGGUCAGUUUUUUGCGUGUUUAAGCUGUAUGACGAGAAAAUCAAUAUCCUUCCUACAAGUUCUACCAUGUUUGGCUCUAUAGAAAAUUACAUGAAUCAAUAGUGAAACGGCGUGAACUCACCAUUGACAUUUCGCUGUGUAUCCUUCGCUACAGAAACCUAAUUAUUCUCACUGCAAUCGAGUAAAAAAUGCCAAAGAAGGUCCCCGUUGAAGAUUUAAUAAUACCGCCACAGGAUACAAAAAUAUGCGGAACAAUAUGUAUAUGCCAGAUGACACUUGUUCUGAGCUCUGUGGCUCUUGUAUACCUCACUGUGGCUAUCUACAUGCCCUCAACCAGAGCUUUCAACAGCGGCAUCAUAGAGGUGCCCGUGAUGUGCACUACAACCAGGGCGGUGAACAAAGAUAAUUGCGAAUGGGGCUCAUGUGGUGAGUGGUGUCUAAGCAAGACAUCUGGGGCCUGCAUCCAAAUUUAUGUUAAUCUCCGCAACAAUGGCAGCAGUUUAACUCUAGCAAACUGUACAAAUUCAGCGAAUAAAACAUGCUACGGAAUAGACCAAGAGAACUCCAAGAAAGCUCGUUGUAUUGCAGAUGAAUGCAAAAAUUUAACUGGCACCUUCAAUUGCACAGCUGGCGCCUGCAUAAAUAUAACUGAUGCUUUCGAAUGUGUAUUUGCCAGCACAGACCUACCACUAAAGUGUUCCGGAAGACGUGGGAAGAUAACAUGCAUUGAAAUUUCGGGUCUCUUUACCUGUAAUCGUGGAACAUGUCGUAAGAUACGCACACCCUACAACUGCGAUCGCCGAUGCGUGGAUAUUCCAACUCGCAAUAAAAACAUCGUCCUACUAUCGGGUGAUAAAGUCUAUCUAUCGCAAUGUCAGAGCGCCAUAGAUAAAACAACACAGCAAGAAGUAUGGAACGAAGAAGAAGAUAAUGUCUUGAUGGCUUCUUGCUACAACAUACAAAACACUUCGGGCGGCGUUGAAGCAGUUGACUGCAUAAAUGGAUCAGUACUGGAUAAAAAUGUCCUUACAGAUCUCACGAAUUUUACCUACUUGAGCUACCUACACGUAGCAGUAGCCAAACCUCAAAAGCUAAUAGCACCAUUGGAACAAGAUUUAACGAUCUCAAAUGAAUCAAGGCUCAUGAUAAAUCUCGAGGGUUGUGUCAAUACUCUACAAGAUGAGUGUAGGGAUUUCCUCAAGGAUUACGGAAAGGAUGGUACGGAUCACAAUGCAAGAGCAAGAUUUCCAUGCUUCUUCUCAGACAACAAUAAGGAAAUUGCAGUGGCACGUUUUGAUCUCGAAGUAACCUAUCGCCAAUUUCUCGUGGCAUCCAUUUUACCAUCAGUUCUCUUCGUUGUGAGUUGCCUCACGCUUAUCUUAUGCCAACGGAGCGUUGUUGUGGGUGAUGAUGCAAAAAUGCGUUUCAAAGGAUGCGUCAGUACGGAUACAAUACUUCCUCCUGGUAGCAAAAACAACUCACAGCAUAACUUGGGUGAUGGCGGUGGUGGAGGAACGGAUUCUGUUAUGGCUCUCUGAGAUCCGUCACGCAUUCCUCUACUGCAAGAAGAACGAGACAGUCCAACACAUCAUUUAUCUGAUGACGUUUUCACAUUAGACAAAUAAAUUGCCUCACUCUUUGCAUAACGCAGAGCAAAUAAGAAAAUCUUCUACAAUCACAAAUUUCAACAAAAAAAAUCUAGCAUAAAGAGCUGUACAUAAAUUUGCACAAAAAUUCAAUACAUCAAGAGAUAACACACUCAUUUCCUUCUAUACACGAAAAGUGAAUUAGGCGGUCGCACUCUUUGCUAAAUUUUAUUUCUUCAAAAAUAUUAAUAACUUCAUAUUAAAUAACUUUUAAAUAAAGAAAAAGUUUAAAUUUAAAAUUAUAAAAUAGAAACUCAACAGAAACUAAAUUGUGAUAAUUGCUCGUGAAAUUGGGUGCAACAACUAUUUAUAUAAGAUAAUACCUUUCACCACUAAUUUAACUUCACCUCUGCUAUUUAAAUAUCUCUGCGAAACAACGGAGAAGUUUUAUUGAUUUCGGCAACCAAGAGGGACCCAGUCACAGAAAUAUAUUCCAAAGAAAAUACGCGAAAAUAUAUACAAUUUAACACACACACCGUACAGAAUAAAGUGAUGAAAGAAAAUCUUGAGGUACAGAAAACGAUCAUAAGGAAUUAGUUUUGGGCGAAUCGGGAGGAAUGCGUGAAGAAAUUUAGAAACAAAAAUUAACUUACUAUACAUAAACACAUAUAAAUUCUUUAAUAAAUGAAAAACUUUUAAUGGAAAAAUAUUGUUAGAUAAAAAAAAUUUAGAAAGACUCAUUCGAUAGUAGAUGCUACAGAAAAAUUAUUAAACAAAAA
Lutzomyia longipalpis is the source of this 3037-nucleotide messenger RNA. RefSeq lists its product as uncharacterized. The transcript is spliced from 2 exons. The record is from RefSeq and is a predicted model, not a curated record. Gene Ontology annotation, biological process: regulation of sodium ion transport. Gene Ontology annotation, molecular function: sodium channel regulator activity. The coding region runs from base 861 to 2210 and encodes 449 amino acids. Lineage: Eukaryota; Metazoa; Arthropoda; Insecta; Diptera; Psychodidae.